Messenger RNA from Gadus chalcogrammus (walleye pollock), 11381 nucleotides. It is a transcript of the gene tet3, whose product is annotated as tet methylcytosine dioxygenase 3. Gene Ontology annotation, cellular component: nucleus. Gene Ontology annotation, molecular function: DNA 5-methylcytosine dioxygenase activity. The record is from RefSeq and is a predicted model, not a curated record. Gene Ontology annotation, biological process: positive regulation of transcription by RNA polymerase II; oxidative demethylation. Bases 655 to 6489 code for a protein of 1944 amino acids. Lineage: Eukaryota; Metazoa; Chordata; Actinopteri; Gadiformes; Gadidae. The transcript has 10 exons.
CAAAGAGCCGGAGAGAAUAGGAAAGAAAGGAGAGGCGAUAUAGAAAAGGAUAAGCGAGGAGCAGGGGAGAUAAUCAGAGAGAACGGAGGGAACAGGACGAGACGGCCGUAGAGACACAGAGAGGAGAAAGAGGGAGAGAGAGAGAGAGCGAGAAGCAGAAGGCGUGCAGUGUGUGUUUGUGUGUGUGUGGAUGAGUGUGGGAGGGAGGCGGUGUGUGUCGUGCGCGAGAGGCUCUUAGCCGAACGUUGGCCUGUGUGUGUGUGUGUGUGUGUGUGUGUGUGUGUGUGUGUGUUAUUCUUCAAGCUCUGUGUGCGCGUGGUGUGUAAGCGCGUGUGCUUCGGCGCUCUCUGUGUCUGAGCUCUGCACAGCGUAGAGAGAGAGGGAGAGAGAGGGAGAGAGAGAGAGAGAGAGAGGGGGAGAGAGAGAGAGAGAGGGAACACAAAGUGAGAUAGCGCAACCGCGCACGUACACCUCGUCGCUCUGCACGACACCACACAGCGCUUGUGGCCGUGGCGAGCGGCGACCAGGGACUCUCAUGGUGCUUUCCGUCUUGUCUCCCUUCUGCUGUGUGACCGCCACCUCUGUCUUGCAGACACCUAGAGCCAUACUGUUUUGGAAGCUGAUUCGUUGGAUGGCCCCAGAAGAGGAGGCCAGAUGGAAAUCGGGUCACAUGACCGCCUCCAGGAAGGCAUGCUGAGCCUGGAACGGGCCAAUGGGGCGAGGCGCUACCCAAAUAAUGAGGAUCCCUCCACGGAAUCAGAGCAGCAAAGGGCAGGGAGCAUACCCCCAGGGCAGGACAAGUUCGGCGACCCCCAACAGCAGCUGCCCUGCUGGAAGAGUCAGGGUGGUGCAGCUCCUGGUGGGCCCGUCCACCAAGCAGACAUGGAGGACGCCCGCAACCUUGUGGCUUUCUCUGCUAGCCUGGACUCCUUGCCCCCCUCCUCGUCCUCCUGCACUGCCGUCCCAGUGAAGCCCAACCCUACCAAGCUGUAUGAAAAGUUCUCCCAGGAGAUGGACUCUGAUGGUGCGGAGGCCAGACCCACUGCAGGGGCGCCCAAAGGAGGGGUCAAGUCUCCAGAAGACAUUAACACUUUACAGACCGCACUGAGCCAGGCCAAGCAUGGGCACAAACCUCCCAACUGUGACUGUGAUGGACCUGACUGUCCCGACUACCUGGAGUGGCUGCAGAAGAAGAUCAAGAUGGCGGCCAAUGAAGAUAACAUGCCCUGCAAAAUAAAGAGAGUGGCUCCUCACUCACAGCAGCCUGAUCUUCAACAACCCCAACCCCACCACUUCCCUCAACCCCAGCACUCUAUGAAUGGAGCCCACUCCGUUCAUAGUGUCUCUACUCCGUACCAGCAGCACCAAGGGCACCAAGGAUCCCAUCCAGGUACCCUACCCUGCACCAAAGCUCCUAUUCCCUGCUCCCCACAGGUUCUCUCUAUAGCCAAGGAAAAGAAUGUCAGUCUCCAGACAGCCAUUGCUAUAGAGGCUCUGACCCAAUUGUCUGGCACCGGUCCACAGGCUGCUGGCUCUCAAGGCCAGGCCUCAAUGCCAGGUCACAUCCAUCAGCAUUACCCACAUGCUCACAAUCACCCUUCCAAGCCUCAGAAUGGAACUCACUUCUACCCAUCCUCCCAGAGCCCCCUCCUGUCCUCACGUUCACAAUCCGUCCCACCGGGGCUGAACCCAAGCCAAGAGGCCAUGGUGUCCUGGGAGCAAAACAGACCCCAGUCCCAGGGUCAGCCAGCCCACACCUCCCCUCUUCCAUCCUCUAACUCCUGCUUUCCGAGCCAAGGGAAACCCCCGGGCUACAGCCCACACCCCCAGCAGUGGCAGGAGGGCUCCGGUGCCGCCCCCACCAGCCAGAGGAGCCAGUGGAUGCCUGACAACUCAGCUCCGCCCAACAUUAGCAUAGACCCCAUGUCUGAGCUUAAACAGUUGCUUGGGGACAGCGGUGGAAAGUUAGGCAAACCUCGCUUCAAGCAUCCUGUCCAACACCAAUAUAGCCCAAGUGAGAAUUUCCAGGCCCAGGGCCAUCCAGGGUCUGCCAGGAUAAAGCAGGAGCCAGACUCGGGGGAGUAUUACCAUAACAUUGCCACCAUGGGACAUUAUGGCAAAAUGAAUGGUCAACAGGGCCAGCACUACUCUGGGCCACCGUUGUCUCCUGGCCAAGCAGCAAUUUGUCACUCAACUCAGGCAGCACUGCAGCAGCAUCUUACCUACAAGAGGAACCUCUUUUCGAACCAUGCUCCUGGCUUCGGGGGGCUCGACGAGCGGUCUCCGUCAGCUUGCCAAAAUCUAAAAAAGUGGUGGCCUCAAGUUGGACCUGAGGGAAUGAACCCCCUAGCAAUCAAACAGGAGCCCAAGGAACCCAAGAAGAAGAAGACCCCUCAAAGCAAAUCCACGAGUGGGGUGCCAGCAAGCCCUCAGACACCCAAACCCAAACCAAUAGUUAUCAAGAAGACCAAGCAGAAAGCCUCCUUGCCAACCUUCCUGCCUCAGAAUCAGAUCAGUGUAGUGAAACCCUCACCCCAUGCUCUAGUCAGAGCCCCGUUCCAAGCCAGUCUGCCAGCUGGUUCUUUCCCCUCUCUGACCCUUCCAAGCCUUCCCUCUCAGGCUGCGGCUGCAGGCCUCCCUGCCCCAGCCAGCUCUCAGGUAUCCACAUCCAUCCCCCUGAUUAUCAACUCUACUGCUCCUGCCUUGUCCGACAACCCUCUGGCUCCCAUGGGUCCUCCAAUCCAGCCUGCUGGCCCUGAAAACCAUCUUAAGAGAGAGACUGAUGGCAUGGCCCCUACUGACAGCAGCAGCACCCCCACCACCACCAUACCUCUUACCUCUACAUCCAGCACCUCGCAGUUACCAAGCCUAAACCACGUUGACCCAAAGUUCGAAGACCUGAUGCUCCAGUUUGAGGCAGAAUUCGGGGAUUCACCAGCUCCGGUGCUCCCUGCAAGCCAGCCCAUGGAGCAAGCCCCGACAGCAGCUAAAGCAGUGGUAAGCCACGGUCAUGUCAACGCUAACUCAGGACCUGAUGGGUUCUCGUUGUCAUCGAACACCCAGGCCGAUCCUCUCGGCCUCUCCGCCCCACCCAGCUCUGAGCCCAAUCCAGCAGGCCAAGAGAUGGAAGUCGACGCAAACAAAACAGGGAGCCAAUGUGAAGCAGCCUCAAGCCUGGCCUCUGAAGUAAACCCUGCACAGGAACAGCACCCGAGGGACCAGGCACUCUCUUUGCAGACUCAGCAGGCUCUCCUGGAGCAGCAGCAGCCCAAGGCCCUUGAAGACCCAUUCAACAUGCCCUACUCGCCGCUGCCCAAACGCAUGAAGAUUGAGAAUUCUGGAGGACUGACCGUGCUGUCCACUACAUGCUACUCAGAGGAAGACACGCCCACUAAGGAUAGUCUACCCUGCUCGCCGUCCCUCCGAGGCUUCCUGGAAUCCCCUCUACGCUACCUGGACACGCCCACCAAGAACCUCCUGGACACGCCCGCAAAGGACCUGCAGGCAGAGUUCCCCGUCUGUGACUGUGUUGAGCAAAUCCUGGAGAAGGAUGAGGGUCCGUACUACAACCACCUGGGGUCUGGACCCACCGUCGCCUCCAUACGGGAACUGAUGGAGACCAGGUACGGAGAGAAGGGAGAGGCCGUCAGGAUCGAGAAGGUGGUGUACACUGGCCGGGAGGGGAAGAGCUCCAGAGGAUGCCCCAUCGCCAAGUGGGUGGUCCGGCGGGGCAGCGAGACGGAGAAGCUGAUGUGUCUGGUCCGCCACCGCAUGGGCCACCACUGUGCCAACGCCGUCAUCAUCAUCCUCAUCAUGGCCUGGGAGGGCGUGCCCGCCGCGCUGGGCGACAAGCUGUACCGCGAGCUCUCCGAGUCGCUCACGCAGUUCGGCAACCCCACCAGCCGCCGCUGUGGCCUCAAUGACGACCGGACGUGUGCGUGCCAGGGCCGGGACUCCGAGACCUGUGGCGCGUCCUUCUCCUUCGGCUGCUCCUGGAGCAUGUACUUCAACGGCUGCAAGUAUGCCCGCAGCAAGAUCCCCCGGAAGUUCCGUCUGCAAGGCGAGCGCCCCGAAGAGGAAGACAAACUCAGGGAUAACUUCCAGGAGCUGGCGACCGAGGUGGCCCCGCUGUACAAGCAGCUCGCUCCCAAGGCCUUCAGCAAUCAGUGCCUGACCGAGUCCAGUGCUCCCCAGUGUCGGCUGGGUCUGAAGGAAGGCAAGCCAUUCUCCGGAGUCACCGCCUGCAUGGACUUCUGUGCCCACUCUCACAAGGACCAGCACAACCUCUCCAACGGCUGCACAGUGGUGUGCACCCUCACCAAGGAGGCCAACCGGCAGGUGGGCGUGCUCCCCGAGGACGAGCAGCUCCACGUGCUGCCACUCUACCGCAUCUCCACCUGCGACGAGUUCGGCAGCGAGGAGGGCCAGCGGCUCAAGAUGAAGACGGGCGCCCUGCAGGUGCUGCAGGCCUUCCGGCGCGAGGUGCGCAAGCUGCCCGAGCCGGCCAAGUCCUGCCGCCAGCGGCGCCUGGAGGCCAAGAAGGCGGCGUCGGAGAAGAAGAAGGGGAAGCUGCAGGCGGCGGCGGCGGCGGCGGGGGAGACGCCGGAGAAGACGGUGGUCAAGGUGGAGCGCGUGGUGGCCGGCUCGCCGCACCCUCAAGGCAAUAAAACAGCAGUCGUGAAACAAGAGAUGAAGCCCAUCAUUAAGAAGGAGCACUUUAAAGGCUCUAUGGAAGGCUACCCUGCACAGGCAGACCCUUACAACGUCUACCCCCACCCAGCCUUCUAUGCAAGGGGAGGCCUCCCUUCCAACGACCAGCCAUCUCCCAACGGGCCGGUCAAUGGCUACCACCCCAAUCUCACUGCACUGCCAUACGGCUACUACAACUACCCUCAAAACGCACUUUUCCGGCCUCAAAUGAGGACCUACGAGGGGAUCAGAGGCGCUUGGUCCAAGGCGGGUUCCAAGGGUGUCCAGGAGGACAAGAAGCCCGACGUGCAGAGCCUUCAGGCCCAGCUGGCGCAGUCCUGCCCCCAGGGACAUCCUGAGCUGCAGCACCCGGAGGUGACCCACCAACGCAGCGCUUACCCCCAGCAGCAGCAGCAGCAGCAGCAGCAGCAGCCGGAGUGCGACCAGUCCCGUCCGUCCUCCGUCUCCUCCGAGCACUCCAACAGGGGCAACCCGCAAAUCAAACAGGAGCCCAUGGACGUGCCUGUGUAUGAAGGAACGACGCCCGGCCAGUCGGCCCCCAACACACCAAGCACUACUCCGCAGCCUGGUGCCUGGCCUGGCCACAUGCCAGGCAGCACCGCUGGCCCUUUGGGCUGGGACGAGCAUGGGAACCCCAGGCCGGGCCCAGGGACCUCGCCUUUCACCCCAAACAAGCAGCAGUCCUACCAGCAGCCACCGCAGCUUCCAUCUCCUUACGCCCAGCAGUGGACCUCCUUCCCAAACUCAAACACCUCAAUGGCCUCGCCAGCCCCUUCCCCCUCACCCUCACUCAAAAUACCUCCGUCCCCGUCUCCCUCGCCGCAGCCCGGCACCCCCCGCCCUCCCACCCCGCAAGCAGGCAUCGGUCACUCGGGUCUCCCGCAUUCACAUUCAGGCACUUCUCACCCAGGAACCCCCCAACCCGGCACCCCACGUCCAGGCACUCCCGGCUACUGGCCGAGUCCUGCUCCCAGUCCCCAGCCCAACGCCUGGGGCAUGGACCCCGCGGGGUACAACCCCGCUCUGAAGCACGGUAACCCCGCUGGCGCUUACCCCGGCAAGAUGUGGCAUAAAGCCGGGGAGAAUCGCUCCUCUACGCCCCUCGGGCUCCAGGAGAACGCCUGGAAGUCGUGCGGCGGUUCGGCGGCAGGCAGCACCCCUUCCCCCGCCCCGGAGGGACGGCUCUUCCCGGACUCCCUGCAGCAGUCGGAGCAGGCCUUCUGGGACCCCGGCCGGGAGCGAGCGGAGAGCGACGCGGACAGCAUGAAGGGCCACGACGACGACGACGAGGUGUUCUCCGACAGCGAGCACAACUUCCUGGACCCCAACAUCGGCGGGGUGGCGGUGGCGCCGGCCCACGGGUCGGUCCUCAUCGAGUGCGCCCGGCGGGAGCUCCACGCCACCACGCCGCUGAAGAGGCCCGACCGGUCGCACCCCACCCGCAUUUCUCUGGUCUUCUACCAGCACAAGAACCUCAACCAGCCCCACCACGGCCUGGCCAUAUGGGAGGCCAAGAUGAAACUUCUGGCCGAGAAGGCCCUCCAGAGGCAGCAGGAGGCCGCUCUCAUGGGCUACUCCGCGGAGGAGAUCAAGGCCCUGGGGAAGAAGCGCAAGCUGGAGGGUCUUCCCGUGAGGACAGGCCCGGGGCUCGGACUAUCCUUGGACAAGAGGGAGGGGCCCGUGACGAGGCUGGCUCCCACGCUCAACACCACCUCCACUGUCACUGUGUCUCCCUACGCCUUCACCCAGGUCACGGGCCCCUACAGCCGGUUCGUGUGAGGGCGGAGACACCAUGUGAUCCUUCCCAGGUUGGUGGUUCGAAGAGGGGGGGGCGGGGGGGUUUGGGAACAUGGUGUGUUUAUCCCUGACAUCGGUUCCGGUCCAACAAUUCCCCCUCGGCGGACGCCCUUGGGGAGGAUGGACAGUUUUCAGACUUUUUUUUACCUCAUGUCAGGCAGCGGUUUGGGCUUCGUGCCGACGGACACUGCCUGUGGUGCUCAUCCUCUCGUGGUCGUGGGAGGAACUCCAUAGCUUCUCAUCGUCCAUCAAAUUUUUAUGAUCCUAAUUAUUGCUAUUAUUAUCAAUAUUAUGGUUGCUAUUGUUACUGUCAAUGUUGGUAUUACAGGUAUUAUUAUUGUCAUUAUGAAGACUUUCUUUUUUUUUUUGCGUUGUUACUAUGAUGUUGAUGUUGAUGCUGUGUCGAUCGGACGGAAUUGUUUUUUGUAUUUUUUUAUGUUUGAAAAAGCGCCUUCCAAAUUUUUCUCGUUUCGUUUUCUCGUUUGAUUUUAUUUUUGUAUUUCUUUUACCUUCCUCGUGGAGUUGGAGCCGCUCUCUGCACCACAAGACAUUUUAACUUGUGGAUCCGACAAAGAUUCACAUUGUAAACCGCUCUAACACGGAGCUCGCCAUUGACAUCACCGCUAAUGGCAUGAUUGAAUUGAACCUGGAAUCAUGUUUGCUGUCCUGAGCCCUUUUUAGAUAAUUCUACUUCUUGUGGUGCAGAGGUGGUUGUUCCACCUUCUAUAACCACACCUGGUGCUCCUUCUCCUCCCUCUGCAGAGGUCUGUCUAUACGGCCUCGCUGCGUCAGUCUCUCUGUCCCUUGAUGCUGUUCAUGGGUGCUCAUUCAUAAAAACCUCGGCUCUCACGGUCAUUGCGAGUUUGCUCAGAGCAGUGUGUUAUCUCCUGCUGAGAAUGCACCAUGAAUUGAUUUUAAUGCUUCAUUUAUCAGUUGUUUUUUUAUCUGCCAAACACUGAAUAAUUUUCCAAAUAUUGUUUUUAACUUAAUUCUGUUGCGAUUCCCACCUCCCUGUCAAAAGAGCGUGGGUAGAGACGGAUGCAUGGCUCUGAUUUGUAAGGAGUUGAACCAGGUAUAGACACAGACCAUGGUGCACUUAAUACAAACAAAUGCAUUCCCGGCUUCUCAAUGUGAACCAGUAGGAUGGAGGAAUUCAUCUUAUCACCACUAGAGGGCAUUGCGGAACUCCUUUUGAAAUGUGGUGCACACAAGCAGGCAAGCAAUUAUGUGCCAUUGCAUUGCUCUCUAAAGGUGCUUGCACACGGUGUGAAGGGCCAGGCGUUUUCAAAAGCGGCUGCUGCUGCUGCCGCCGAAAGUUUCAACACGGGGAAAGCUGAGCGGUAGGGCAAAAUCUGUGCGCGUUCACGUGGGCGGCAACCACUUCCUGCUUUACAGCACCUUUUGUAACCGCCUCCCCUCUGCCGCCCUUCCCUCAUUGAAAUGAAUGGAGGCGGCGAGUUGCCGCGCGGCGGUCUGAAAGCAGCUUAAGGGUCAGAUCCUUGCCCUACUGUUGGUACCAUCUCUGGCCACUAGGAGGCAGCAUCAUCAUGCAUAUGGUUUUCAGAACCAUCUCUUGGUUUCCUUAGAAAUAUAGAGGCCAAGGUGCUAGAUGAGUCUUUGAGGGUGAACAUCGCUCAUUUAAAUGGCUUUCUCUCUGCAUUGUGGGGCCUCACCCCACUCUGCUUGAGUUGGUGCUGAUCCCAAUAGAUUCAGAAAAUUGGCCACAUGGUGCUUAUCGACAAUCUCUCUUAUACCCACACACACACACACACGCACACACAUUGGUUCUUAAUUGACAGACACACACACACACACACACAUACACAUUCAUAAUCACCCACGGUCAUAGGUGCUCACAUUCUCACCCAUUUACACACAGAGACAUGAACACACGACGCAUACACUGGCUUGUGCACACUGACGUCCUAACACUUGACCUUCUCUAAAGGGCCCGGUCUUCUCUGCACGGUGCUGUCAUCUUGAAGCAGACUGACGCGUGUCCUCUCUGAUGGCAAAUGGUUUGAGGCAAUUUACCAACUCCCAGAGAGCCCUAGAAAUCAAAAUGCCCUCUGUCUGCCGUCCAGCAUUUUGUGGCGGUCCAGGGUGCUUAGAGGAACCGUUUAGGUCAUCAGUGGUAGGUCAUCACCGUUGGGGGGUUAGGCGGAGGCGUCUUUUGCACACUGAGUGGACUGCCGUCGGGUCGCCUGGGAUCAUCGAGCCAACUCAUCAACGCAACCAUAACGUUCACACUUUGCACUGUAGAACCAUCAGCACACUGGGAGGCUGAAGAGUGUUGUCUGUUGUGUGUGUGUCUGUGUGUGUGUAUGUGUGUGUGUGUGUGUGUGUGUGUGUGUGUUUGGGAGGGGUGGGGGGAUGCCUUCAUCUCGGUGGGAAGAUGCAUCGCAAAAAGGAUCUUCCAUUUGCGGACCCUUGCGGCUAUUGGGUUCUUGGUGUUAGUAGUGGACAGGUCACAUAUCAGGGGACAACUGCUCUGAGAGAAGACCCCCCUCCCCCAGUGGCUCCUGGAUGGACACGAGAUAAUCGCCUCAAUGCUGGUCCAGAUCCUGGUGCUAAUUCAGUGCAGUCUAGAGCUCUCUGCCCAGCGCAGGACACACUGGUCCAUCACAGGGGCCUUGUUGGGGCCCAGUGAGACACACACACACCCGGUCCCCACACAACACCGUUGUGGGGACCCUGAGACACACACACACCCGGUCCCCACACAACACCGUUGUGGGGACUCGUGGUGGAUCGGUGGAGCUCACUUGCUGUUGUUAGGACCAUAAACCGCAAUGACGUACAGGUCGCUGAUGAGGUCAGAGGAACCCUGAAUCCACCCCCUUGUUUUCCUUCAACAAUCCGUCCCCAUUUUAGUUUUGUUUCUUUAACUUUUUUUUUUUACAAUCUGUUAUUUAUUAUACAAUGAUGCUAAUGAUGAUUGUCAAUAUUUUGAGGUUUCAUUUGUGUUUCAUUUGAUAUAGCGAAUACAAAUUGUACAUACAUGAGAAAAGAUUUUAUAAAAGCACUUUUAACCUUGAUUUUAAAUGAGAAAAAGAAAGAGCCAACUAUUGACAACUUGAAGCUUAGUUUUUGGUAUGUUGUUGUUGAUUUGUUCUUUUUUUGUUUUGAUUUGAUUUUUGUUCAUUGAAAUUUUCUCAAGAGAGAUAAAAAUGUAAAUAUUUAAAUAUUUAGGUAAAAUUAUUUAACUGUUAAAGAAUAAUGACUCAAAUGGAGAAGGUCGUGGUGGGAGUUGAUUGAGGUUUUUUAUUUGUCUUUUGUAAUAUUCUGAGUGACAGCAACACUAGUUCACUAGCUGUUCUGUGUAAAUGUGUAAUUAUAAAAAAAUGCUGUUUUACUUUUUUUUUUAAGUACUGUACCUCCAGUAGUCUGCCUCAUACAAACGAUCCACCCUUGAUCUUUGACCCCUCCCCCACUGACCACAUCUCGCCACAUGGUGCUGCAUACUAUUUGCCCGACUUAUGACUUGAACAGUCAUUGGAAUACAGAAACACGGCACGCAAUGUCAUCUUCAGUCCAAGCAGCGCAAAGACCACUUCAAAACGACAUACAAUCCAUCUUCCUUUAACUAUAGCCAGCCAAUCAGGAAUCAAACCAGGAAACUGGUUUUGGUGUGGGGUUGUACAUCGUGAGGGUUUGCACUUGUUAUCCCGGACCAAGCUAUUGGAUCACGUCUUUGGCGGCAUCUCAUUCACGCUCUUCCGGAAUCUUCCAAGUAGUAGUUGGUAGGAGGCGUCCGGGGAAUGGUACUUGGACACGGCUAGGAGAGAGGCCUGUUCUAUGUCACAUGUGUUAGACUAUCAGGUGCGUGGUGACUUCCCCAGUUGUUUGAAUGUUUUUAUUACUGUAUAAUUAUAAUUGAUAUUAUAAUCAAGAAAAUCUCUAGUAAGGUCGUACUCAAAAAGCUGAGAUCCGCAGGCAUUUAGAUUUUUACUGAUCAUUCCUUGUUUGACGCAAGACAUCUAUCAGCUAAUCAAGCUUAGGUUAUACUGGACUAGGUCUUUCAGUCGCCCCUAUCCCCUCCCUCGCCCAUGUAUUUUGUCCCAUACAACUGCAUGACCUAGUUUCCACACUAUGUAUUUCUGGGUUGCGGUUCAUGUUUGUGAUCGGCGGUAGGAAGUGAGUGCUCGAAUGCUACACAUCGUUUUUCCAAUGUUUGUGUACAUUUCUAUAUAGUCUGUGGAACUGGGUGAGCAGGUGCUAUUCACGCUACACCUGGAGUUCACAGUGGAACAAAUGCAUAAGAGAAACAGAUUUGACUAUCUGCGGACGAUAUUGGUAAAGAGUUUGAGUUUGACUCAAAAGCACUUUUUAAGAACUACUGCAAAACGCCCUGGUGCUGUACUUUACUCUGAUGUCUUUCUCCCACGCUGUCCUGAGGGGUCCAGACCGGUUUCACGGCAUCACGCGGCGGAGUUGUGGGGCUCUAGAUGUCCUAUCCUCGAUAAGUCCUCGAUAAGACCUCGCUCCGAGCGAUACUUUUAACACCCUCAGCGUUUCUUUCUGAUCUUUUCACUGCAACAAUGCUAGGAAAUUCUAUCAAACGAUAAAUAUAAUUAUAGAGAGAUUUUAAGGCUCUGUACUUGGUACAGAACCUUUUGUACUUGGUUCUGCAGCAGUACUGGAGGCUGGUGACAUUUUUCUCUGUGUGUGUGUGUGUGUGUGUGUGUGUGUGUGUGUGUUUUCCAUAUCCCUCCUGCGUGCGUGCGCGCGUGCGUGUGUGUGUGUGAGAGUGAUGAUAGCACUGUUAGUUUUCCAUAUCUCUCCUGAGUCACUCACUUCCUUUUUAGUUGAUCAACACUUCAAUUUUAUCUCAGUCACACACGCACACACACACACACACACACACACACACA